Messenger RNA from Phaedon cochleariae (mustard beetle), 1374 nucleotides. The record is from the annotation of a GenBank genome assembly. NCBI's taxonomy places the organism in Eukaryota, Metazoa, Arthropoda, Insecta, Coleoptera, Chrysomelidae.
AUGUCCUUGUCCGAUUUUCUCAGACAGAGAGGGGUGAAUAAUGAGACCAUCAAGUACAUCGAGGAAGAGAACAUUGAUGCAUCUGUAAUCCAGGCCAUGGAAGAGGACACAUUAACAAAACUGAUUCCGCGUUUUGGUGACCGUAUUGCCCUGCUUGAAUUUUGCAAGAAGAAGUCAUGUCCACAGAAAUAUAGCUUGAUAGAAAAGUUGAGACUCAAAAUCAACAAAAAAAAUGAAAGAGUGGCUAAAAUGAGUGAGAUCCAUGAAAGCGACAAAACAUCAGAAAAUGCAGAGAAGAAAUCUACGAGAAAAUCCACUCGCUAUAUUGAGGAUGACCAUCUACAGGAUUAUCCCUUGUUUCCAGAAAUUGGACAGAAAAGUCAGGAAAUAACUCUAUUGGUACUUCACAGAGGAAAAAUUUUUGAGGAACUCCUGCAUAGUGCCAAGGACGAUGCCUUGAUCAAUGCGAAUAUACAAAUAGAGAUGAUUUUGCCCAAUGGUAAAAGAGAAGUAGCUGAAGAUAUGGGAGGGGUCUAUCGAGAUGCUUUAACUGAAUUUUGGUCCACAUUUUACGAUAAAUGUUCAGUUGGUACGAAUUUCAAAGUUCCAUAUUUACGGAACGAUUUCGACGAAAUUGAAUGGUGCUCAAUAGGAAAAAUCAUAGGCCGAGGAUGGGCUGAUCAAAGAUACUUCCCUAUACAAUUAGCACCAGUUUUUAUGCUUAGUUGUUUUGAAGACUAUCAAAUAACAGAUGAAGAACUGAUUUCAGAUUUUAAAAAAUAUGUUUGUGAAUCAGAUUCGGAAAUUAUCAAUAAUGCAAUCGAUAUUUAUGAGGUAGUAGACCAAGCUGAGCUACUAACUUUCUUCACGAAUUUUGAUACUAAAUCUUUACCAACGAAGGAUAAUGUGAAGAGAUUAAUUGUCGAGGCGGCUCGCAAAGAAUUAAUUCAGAAACCGGCAUAUGUCUCGGCACAGUUCAGAAAGUAUUUAAUGUACUUUCCCUUGCCAAAGGAAAUAAAACAGCUAUAUUCAGAUCUUUUACCAACUGCGAAAAAUAUUAUAGAAAAACUAGAAGUUGUAGAAAAAGAUUUGACAAAGGAAAAAAUUGAAAUUGUUGGUUAUCUGAAAAAAUAUCUUAAAGAAGCUAGCCCUCAAAUAAGGGCUGCAUUCUCUAGAUUUUGUACUGGAUCUGAUAUAGUGAACAGAAACAUAAACAUUUCCUUCAUAAACACUACAGGGUUUUCGAGAAUGCCAAUUGGCCAUACAUGUUCAUGUCUAUUAGAAGUUCCUAGUACCUACCAAAGUUUCGUAGAAUUCCGAAGCGAAUUCAAUAAUGUCCUGAAUUCUAAUAUUUGGAUUAUGGAUAUAGUAUGA